GGCGGCUGCGGCUGCGGCUGCCUGCGCGCCCUGUGCUGUGCCUGCCAGACGGCCCCGGCAGGACUCGAACCCGCGGCGGCAGCAGGCGUGGCGGUGCGUUGCCCGGUCUCGCCACCAGGGGCGGCAGCUGGCGCUGCACGGCCGGAAGCGGAAGUGCGGGCUCGCUGUGGCCGGCGCGCGGGUCGGUCGCCAUGGACUCUCGGCAGCUGCGCUGGGAGACUCUGGCGGCUCUGCGCACCUCCGGCAAGGGGCAGCUGAAGUACCGGCGCCGGGAGGAGGAUAUUUUGGAAGGAUGCAUAUCUCCUCUCGAGCUGUCCUGUUACGCUGGUUUGGUCCUAGACAGAAUGGUUGAGAAGUCCGCCCAAGAAACCAGAAGUUCAGUGCCUGAAGAAUCUACUCCCCUCACAAACCAGUCACCACGUCUGGAGGAGAUCACUUCAGCUAACCGCUCUUCCCCACCGACAUCUGCAGAGCCAAGCGAAACCAAGGUGCUGGUGCUGUACUCCCUCACUGAUUUCACCCAGGGAAAUGGAGAUCUCAGUCCUCUGGAAAUGGAUCAAGAAGUCUUUGCAGCAGUUCAACCAUCUAAACUUACACAAGUUGAAGGCUGCAUUCGGAUGUAUGAAGAGAUACACAGGUUGAAAGCACAGCAGAGGCUAAGGCAGUGGCAGGAGCAACAAGAGAAGAUGGUGAGAGCAGCCUGCGACCUGGCAAGUGAACAACUAAAGCGCUUUGAUGAACUGAAGGAGCUAAAGCGGCAUCAGGAAUUCCAAGACUUGAAAGAAGUGCUGGAGAAGAGCUCAAAGGAGGCUCAAGGACAGCAAGAGAAGCUGAAAGAAGAACACCGACACAGAGCAAAGGUGUUAAACCUAAAGCUGCGGGAGGCAGAGCAGCAGAGGCAGCGCCAGGAGGAGCUGGAGCGGCUGCGUAAGGAGGAGGGCCAGGAGAGGCUGCGGCGCCUUUAUUCCAUCCAGGAGGAAGUGCUGCAGUUGAACCAGCAGAUUGAUCCCAACUACAGGCACAAAGACUUGCCAAGGAUUGACCUUUCUGCAUACAGUAAUCGUGGCAACCAGAUCUGUGGGCUGGUGUCAGGACUCAUCCGCACCACAAGUGAGCGAGGUUUCCCCUCUCAAGCAGAUGUGGCCAACACAGAGCGAGUGCUGCAGGAGAUGCGAGGGCUGAUCUCCAGCAUGCAGCAAGAGAUCACUGCAGCUGUGGAGGAAAAGCGGAGGAGAGAGGAGGAAGAGAGAGAAAAGCAGAAAAUGUUGUUGAAAAAAGAGCAGAUGAAGGCUCAGACUCCUGCCUCUGCACAGCAGUCAGGGGGGAAGCAGCAAAAAGAAGGACUUCAAGUUAAGGCAGAUGAAAGCACCAUGCAGUGGUACCAGCAACUUCAAGAUGCUGCUGAGCAGUGUGUUGCUUCUUUCAGUGGACUCAGCAACUGCGAGGGAAACAAUGAGGUCAAGAGGAUAAAGGCAGACCUGCAGAAAGCAGCCACAAUCCCUGUGAGCCAGAUAUCCAGAAUAUCAGGCUCUAAGCUGAGAGAGAUCUUUGACAAGAUCAAUAACCUGCUCUCUGGGAAGUCUGUCCAGAGCGGAGGCCGAGCUGUGUCCGUGACUCAGCAUCCACAGGCUCUGGAUUUUGUUUUUUACAAGCUUGCAGAGAAAUUCGUGCGUCAAGGAGAAGAAGAAGUAGCUUCUCAUCAUGAUGCAGCUUUCCCCAUUGCUGUGGUGGCAUCAGGAAUCUGGGAAAUACACCCCCGAGUUGGAGAUCUCUUUUUAGCUCAUCUGCACAAAAAAUGCCCUUAUUCUGUGCCAUUUUACCCUGCAUUGAAAGAAGGUACUUCUAUGGAAGAAUAUCAAAGGAUGCUGGGGUACCAGGUUAAGGAUUCAAUGGUGGAGGAGCAGGAUAACUUUCUGAAGCGGAUGUCUGGGAUGAUUCGCCUUUAUGCCGCUCUGAUCCAGCUCCGCUGGCCUUACGGAGACCAACAAGGGACACACCCCCAUGGGCUGAGCUAUGGCUGGCGCUGGCUGGCGCAGAUGUUGAACAUGGAGCCCCUGGCAGAUGUGACAGCCACGCUGCUCUUUGAUUUUCUGGAGGUGUGUGGCAAUGCUCUGAUGAGGCAGUACCGGGUCCAGUUCUGGAAGAUCAUGCUGCUCCUCCAGGAAGACUAUGUCCCGAGGAUUGAGGCCAUCACCAGCUCUGGGCAGAUGGGCUCCUUAAUGCGUCUGAAGCAGUUUGUGCAGAAAUGUGUACAGGAGAAGAAAAUUUCCCUGCCCACAGGCACCCUGCAGCCAGCCUUUUGGAAAUCAUAGAUGGGUUUUUCCUUCCCUCAGAUGUCAGUGCCUUCAGACCUAGCUUCCUGUUCAAAGGCAAAACAGAUCUGCUUAGCACAGAGGCAUGGAGAGACCACAGCCCUGUUAAAUCAAAGAUUGCUCCUGCUCAUUUCACUGCAGUCAAUGCAAGUUAGCAUUUCCUUUGGAUUUGUGUAAGUUUUUUGUGUAGGAAAUCAUGAGAGACUGGAGACUUCCUUCCUGUGUUUUAAUAUACGGGAGGUGUUUCAAAUACAGCAUCCUGAUCACCUCUGAGCUUCGGAGAUGAAAAUCUGCACGGUGCUGUUCACAGAAGUGUAAACACCUCACAGCUCUCUGAAGGCUUCACAAGGAGUCAGUCUCAGAAGUUUAUUUCUGUAUUUGCUGCAUCUCUCUUGUGAUUCAGUCCUGCUGAUGUGCUGCAUCCUGUUUGCCUCAGCGUCUUAGAACUGCAGUGAGCUUGGUGAGGCCUUUUGGCCUGAUGGUGCUGACACGUUGAGUGGAACUUGGCUCCAUGAGGCUCUUGAUAUAAGAGAAUUGGAUUCGCUGUUGUAAAAGGUUUGCGUGGAAAAUAGAUACCACGAGGGAAGAGCAAAGCUGCUGAAGCUACAGGAAUGCUGUGUCUGUGAUCCAUUGGAAGGGUGGAAGCCAAGAGUGCAUUUUCUUAUUAAACAGUAAGAGAAGUAAGAAAUGCCAGCCUGGUGCAUUCAUCCUAGUACUUUGCUGAUGUUCUGCCCUCACUUGAGGGGAAAUGGCCGUGCUUGGGUGGCCUCAGGUGCAUUUGAUAGGGCUUUUGUGAUGUGAAUGGAUCCCUUCCUGGCAAUGCUGUUUCAGGUACUGUGAAACUUUUGUAUCAAAGGUGAAUUUCCUCAAAAUAGUUCACUCUAGAAACUUGUUUACAUUAAAGUUUGAUUUUUCUUUCUAAUCUGAA
Messenger RNA from Pogoniulus pusillus (Red-fronted tinkerbird), 3240 nucleotides. RefSeq names its product GLE1 RNA export mediator (gene GLE1). Lineage: Eukaryota; Metazoa; Chordata; Aves; Piciformes; Lybiidae. The transcript is spliced from 16 exons. The record is from RefSeq and is a predicted model, not a curated record. Gene Ontology annotation, molecular function: translation initiation factor binding; inositol hexakisphosphate binding; phospholipid binding. Gene Ontology annotation, biological process: poly(A)+ mRNA export from nucleus. Bases 192 to 2312 code for a protein of 706 amino acids. Gene Ontology annotation, cellular component: nuclear pore; cytoplasm; nuclear pore cytoplasmic filaments.